Symsagittifera roscoffensis is the source of this 5364-nucleotide messenger RNA. Its product is annotated as serine/threonine-protein kinase MARK2-like. Bases 273 to 4103 code for a protein of 1276 amino acids. NCBI's taxonomy places the organism in Eukaryota, Metazoa, Xenacoelomorpha, Acoela, Convolutidae. Gene Ontology annotation, molecular function: ATP binding; tau-protein kinase activity; protein serine/threonine kinase activity. The transcript is spliced from 18 exons. Gene Ontology annotation, cellular component: cytoplasm. The record is from RefSeq and is a predicted model, not a curated record. Gene Ontology annotation, biological process: microtubule cytoskeleton organization; protein phosphorylation; intracellular signal transduction.
AGAAGAAUGGAGAAAAGGGCGUGUUUGUUCCAAGUGAUGCUCCAGGAUCAAACUAUUUGAAUCCAAAUAUCACCAUCAAAGAUAUUCAGAUUCCAGAUGUGAAAUCCAGUCAAAGCCGGCACUACAGAAUAACCGAAGCUGUUACUGCGAACAGACCAAAAACGAUACUCGUUGAAACCGAUUCAAAUAGAAAGGUAUCGCUGCCCGCGGAAAGACCCGCCAGCGUGGCUACUCAAUUGGUUAAGAAAGUUUCAGUUCCAGCCAACAAUCCAAUGGCUGGACAAGCAGGUGGAGGAACGGCGACGACAGGAGGAACCACAUCUGUAUCUUCCAGCAGGCGAACUUCAAGACAAGAAGCAAUGAGCGGGAAUCCAACUUCUGGAACCAGUGAGCGAUCAAGCACCCGAGCAGGUGGAGCUAGUCGGUCACACGAAAAUAUUAUUGGCAAAUACAAGCUGGGCAAGACCAUAGGCAAAGGAAAUUUCGCUAAAGUGAAACUGGCGAAACACUUGCCUUCCGACAAAGACGUUGCAGUGAAGAUUGUGGACAAAAACAAACUGAAUGCUUCCAGUUUGACCAAGUUGCACAGAGAAGUUAAAAUAAUGAAAAUGGUGGAGCACCCUAACAUAGUGAGACUGUACGAGGUGAUAGAGGAGAGGAACUUCAUGUACCUCAUAAUGGAGUAUGCUAGUGGGGGAGAGGUGUUCGACUACCUGGUGGCCCAUGGCCGGAUGAAGGAGAAGGAGGCCAGAGUUAAGUUCAGACAGAUCGUAUCCGCCAUCCAGUACUGCCACGCAAAGAACAUCAUACACAGAGAUCUCAAGGCUGAAAAUUUGCUACUGGACCAUGAAAUGAAUAUCAAGAUAGCAGAUUUUGGAUUCAGUAACGAGUUCUCCAUUGGCACAAAAUUGGACACGUUCUGUGGAUCCCCUCCAUAUGCAGCACCAGAACUGUUUCAGGGCAAGAAGUACGAUGGUCCAGAAGUGGACGUGUGGAGUCUUGGAGUGAUCCUCUACACUCUAGUCUCCGGCUCCCUGCCCUUCGAUGGAGGCACCCUAAAGGAAUUGAGAGAACGUGUCCUACGUGGUAAGUAUCGAAUCCCUUUCUACAUGUCAACCGACUGCGAGAACCUCCUGAAGCGUUUCCUGGUGCUGAACCCAGUCAAGAGAUCCACGUUAGAACAGAUAAUGCAAGACAGAUGGAUGAACAUGGGCUACGAAGACGAGACAAUGAGGCCAUACAAUGGCCAGUCUCCCCUUCCCUUUUCCACAGAACAAAUAGAUCAUGUCCGAGCAGAGGCCAUAGCGAGUAAAUUGCAGACUAAUGUCACUACUGUGGAAAUCAGUGUGCGAGACAGGAAGUUUGACGAGAACUAUGCGUUCUACCACAUACUGGGUAGAAGACCGAACGAUUUGGAUACAUCUGUCGACUACAUGUCGCACGGAGUUGUGUCGAGUGGUAUUGCCGGCACCAACACCGCCACGUCAAUGCUGGGCGGGACGACCUCGGCAUCAAUGAAGUCUACCACUAAAACUAUGCAACAUCAUCAUCACCACCUCACGCCUCAGCCUAAUUCGACCUCGGCUACGUCUAGUCACCAGCAAAACAACAGUGGAACUGCUUCAACGGCCGUGAGCCGAUCGUACACAAUGACUUCAUCGGGCUCAGCUAAGCAACGUCGGCAAAGUGAAGGUACGUACGCAACACCGCGUCGACCAACUACAGCGGACACUAUGGGAGGACAUAGACCGACCAAUCAGGAGGCAGCGUCCCACCUGGUGGCCACCACAUCCACCUCAUCUAAGAGGGCAGGAGGGGCCAGUGGACACAUGAACACUUUGAACGAACAUGGCUCGACCACCAGCUCAACAAGCAGGUACAUGCAGAGUGGGGUGGACGGGGUAAACAGCAGUGCAAACAGUGCUAGCAGCAAUCGACAUGAAGCUACCAACAACCAGUCCAACACCACCAGCAGAAGCAUCGCCUCCUCCGGCUACGGAUCAUCCGGCAUCCGCGAGAGGGGAGUCAACAACAGUUCGGGUGGAGCUAAUACGCCUCACAAUCAGAGUCAGAACGCACCACAUCAGGAUGUGCGAGUGUCGUCUACACUGACUCGAAGACAGACAGUGGGUCCCAGUCCUUCCCCCCACGCGGCCAUCCAGUCUAGUGGGGUCAGUCCAGCCACAGGCACCACCAACCUCACCCCCAUCGUCAACGGCACUCAACACAUGAACAUACACGAACACAGAAGGGUCCGUGUGUACCGGAAACCACCAGUAACGCAAACGCAAGUACCGGUUACUGUAACUGCAACAGCCAAAGCAACAACCUCUAGAUCAUCAGUGGUCAAAACUGUAUGGCCACGCAAAGCCAACUUUUCAAACAGCUCAGUGUAUCAUGGUCGAACUAGCUCGGUGGGAGGUCAUAACUCAGUGACUGUGACCAGUAGUGGUGCUCCGCCCGGCAGAUCAUCUGUGAUGGUGACGUCAUCAACAUCCUCCUCGGGCGACCCACACUCAGGCUACUCGAAGAUCACGACCCCACGGCACGGAGAGCGAGUGGCCGCAACCACGAACAACGGCGGUGCAGGCAUCGGAGGACCAAACUCGCCCGCUGGGGGAUUGCAGCCGUCGAGGAUUCCGACCAGCUCCAAUAUGAACAACCACGGCUUCGAAGAGUGGAUGGCAACAUUGCCUUUGCCUAUUAGAGGGAGGCCGGGCUCAAUAGCAGCACCAACUGCUGCUGGAACAGGUGCUAUGGGUGGUCAUGGACACGCAGCUAGCAACCACUCCAACACAUCUGUCAACAGCACAAGCGGUGGAGGAGGAUCGGGAGCGACCGCCACCUCCAAUCUCAGAUGGCAGACUACAGCCUCCCCUCACCUGUCUAGGAACACACCCGGCAGAUCGACAAUCAGCGGGGCCUCUUUGAGGUCCACAGAGCACAGGAUGAUGGUGAACACUCCACAUCAGCACCAAAAUGUAGACAUGUCUAGCUCCACGUUAGGACAGCCCCAUCACAGGUCAACAGCUGGGGGUCCAGGAUACAACAGUGCAACCUCGGCCACCAACAGUCCCCUCACCCGAUCGGCCACUCAGCAGAGCAACCUGCUACACACCUCCUCAUCCCCCAGUGCCUCCCCCUCCACUGGCAACAACAUCAACCAACACCCCCACCAACUACAACAACAGCAGCACAGUCCCCAUCACGAACACCACUCCCACACACCAGGCAGUCAGACUGGAUUCAAUCGCAACCACCCCACCCAACAGUCACUCAUCGGCCGUAUCUCCACCACCUUCAAGCGCAGUGCAUCGGAAGGCAAAGGUGCACGUAGAAUAAAUUACUCGGCCACUCUCAAGACCGCUGCUGUCUACGGAGGUGGCGCGGGAGGCGCUCCGGCAGGGUCCAGAGAGUCAAACAUUUUUAACCCCUAUCUGUCCCCCAUAGGCUCAAACGCAGCCUUUCCCACUAAUAACAACCCGACAAGUAGUAAUAGUAACAAUACCGCCCAUGCUGCAAAUUAUCCAAUUCAUCCUCCCGUCUCCUUGAAUACGACAAACAUAGCUCAUAACGAGAUCGUCGGAAAGCGAAGAUUGUCGAAGGAUGUCGUCGAUGAAAGUGAUAGUGUAGUGCCUAGUCAUAACCAAUCAGCAGUCAUGCCGCCCGCCAAUUCGAACAACAGUAUUUUUGAUUCUCAUUGCAGAGACGAGACCGCAUCCCUCACUGGGGGAGGCGACAGGGGCCAAGGAGGGGCCCCUGGAACUGUGAAUAACCUGAAGCCCAGGUCACUACGCUUCACAUGGAGCAUGAAAACUACAUCGGCCAUGGAGCCGACACAGAUGAUGCAGGAGAUAUACAAGGUGUUGAUUGCACACAAUGUACAGGUCGAGUGCAGAGAGAGGUUCCUCUACUAUUGCACAUACGCAGGAGGAUGCAAUGCAGAUGGCAGUGACUCAGACGAGAGCAAAAUCACGUGGGAAAUGGAGGUGUGCAAACUACCCCGACUCUCCCUCAACGGAGUCCGAUUCAAACGCAUCUCGGGUACCUCAAUAGGAUUCAAAAACAUCGCCUCCAAAAUUGCAAACGAACUCAGACUAUGAGACGUGCAGGAACGCGAAAACCAAUACAAGCAGUGAACUAAAUACAGAGAAACCGUUCAUGUCUCGGUGCGAUGUACCUGCUCCUUCACUUUACACCCUUACAGAAUUCGCGGGUUUCUAUUGCAAAGCAAUCACCAAGUCACCCUAAGAACCUUAAAAGUAUCCCCUUCGCAGCAGAAAGAAUCCAGGGUUGGAUGGCCAAUAUCACAUUGUGAUGUCAUCAAAUUAAAUCAAUCGUAACUCCUCAUGAUCAAUUUGCUCACCUUUCGAGUCUGAGGAGCAUUUUUUGUCCUGUUUUCCGGCUCCCUUAGAAGACGUUUUGGUACUUGGAUAUCAUAAUUUGGCAUUUUUACUCUCCUCUCUUUUUCGAUUCGACUUGAAUCGAUUUCGACUAUCUAUCAUCUUCACACAGUCUUUAGUUAGCGCAUUUCCGAUUGUCACGACACCAAAGCUUUGCCUUUAUUGUUCGACACUUAAACUGAAAUCUGAGUGUUUACAAACAUAAAUACAGGUGAGAACUCUCUCUUCUCUUUUCCUGCUUUAUUAUUUAUCGUCCAUGCAAAACUCAUUAAAUUCGACAUAUUCUCCAUGUGUGACCCAUUUGCUCAAUCGAUAAGUUUGGAUGUUUCGAAUUGUGAAAAAAACUGGUGCUCAACUCUUCUAUCUGGGAGCAAAUUACAUUACCGUUACGCAAUUGUGCAACGUUUGUUCAUAGUGCUUAAACUAUUGCUGAUGCACUCCAGGAAUCCGUUUGUGGUUUAAUAUUUCAAAUAAUUUCCGAAGGCAGUUCUAGUUAUAGUGCAUUUUCGAGACUGAUUUGAGUAAACUUUUUUGAAAGCUGGAAGGUCUUCAUCAUUAUCAUGGAAAAAUCGUUAUUCGAUGCAAUCUAAAUCUUUGUAAUUAAAAGCGUUGUUAAAACUCCCUAAGCUAAUCGGAUAAUCAAUAUAAUUGUCAAAUACUUUGCAACAUGAUUGAUCAGUCUAUUGUCGCUCCCCUUCAAUGUUUUACAUGUCUUGGGUGUUUCAAAUUAAUAAUUUAAACCAAAGCUAUUUCAAUAAGUCGACAUAUAUUUGAAAUAAAAAAACUAUCUUAAAUUAGAUUUAUACUACUGCAAAUGGAGAUCAAAUGAUAUUUCUAUUGGAGAACGAUGAUGCUUGUUUUGUUAUGAAUUGAUUCAUUGGAUUUAUUGUCUAUUUUCGACACAUGAAAAGGUUUAAUUAUGACAAUUAUAUCUAGCGAAAAUUUAAAUACUACCUUCUAA